CUGGAAGUUCCCACCAUCGUUCAUGUUCGUUACACUCCCGACUCUAAAAGUAGCACCAGUCUCGCAACCCUUCAAAAGGGCUCAACUAGGUCUUUUCCAAGGAAAAUCAAAACGCUAUGGCAACAACGUGCCAUUUUCGAAACAUAAAACGCGCAGAACAUGGUUGCCUAACGUUCAGCGCAAACGGCUACCCUCCGAGGCACUGGGAAAGGAUAUCAGAGUCAAAUUAACAACUAGAGCACUGAAGACCAUCAAAAAGCAUGGAGGAAUUGACAAUUACUUGCUGCAAACACGACACGAAACAUUAGGAUGUGAAGGGCUGCGAUUGAGGCUAGUUGUUCGCGAAGCCCAGAAGAAUCCUCCACCUCCACCCAGGGAGACGGCUGAAGAAAGAACGCUACGCGAAGAGAACGAGCUUCUUGUCCGGAGAACCGAGAAAGCUGUGUCGGAUCGAGCUUCAGAACUUCGAAAUGUGGUAGAGAAGAAGAAGCCGACAUUAGAGACAGCUAGUGCAGCACGCGAGCAGGCGUUGAAGGCAUUGGGUGGUUCAGCCAGCCCAGGCUCAAUAAUAGACUACCUUCGAAAGCAAAAGAAGGAGCAGAAGUCACUACUGGGAUCUGCAUUCGCCAACAUGUCGAUAUCUUAACUAUUCAUUAGAUCUCACGCAAUAUAUCCCGCU
This is a messenger RNA of Marasmius oreades (fairy-ring Marasmius), 679 nucleotides long. RefSeq lists its product as uncharacterized. Gene Ontology annotation, molecular function: structural constituent of ribosome. Gene Ontology annotation, biological process: translation. Bases 23 to 646 code for a protein of 207 amino acids. Gene Ontology annotation, cellular component: ribosome; mitochondrial large ribosomal subunit. The transcript has 3 exons. The record is from RefSeq and is a predicted model, not a curated record. Lineage: Eukaryota; Fungi; Basidiomycota; Agaricomycetes; Agaricales; Marasmiaceae.